CCUGAGACUCUCAAUUUCGAUCUAUACAUCUUUUUGAUGCAUGCUAGUGGUAACUAGCCUUACCGCGUUAGUGCCGUUGCCUCACGGAGAAGGCGGCAACGAGCUCGGGCGGAGGACGAACUUAUCAUGAUUGAUACCUGAGACUGGCUCAUGUUCAGAUACCGCCAUCUCCCUUUCUCCCGGUUUUGUUCUCUCCGCUCCUCGCGGAUCCCCUCCCAUGAGCAGAUAAAAUCAUGUCCCGGAGGACGCUUGGCGGUGGCCGCGUCCUGGGCAGUGGGAAGUCCCUAUCGCCAGCGGGCCCGACUCCGUCUCCGCAGACGAAGCCCAAAGUCCUGUCGCCCUCCGCCAGCAGCGUAUCGCUCAACUCGCAAGCCUCCGCGUCGCAGUUUUCCUCUGAAACCCAGGAUAUCACAUCUCGAAUAUCUCUUGAAAAUGGAGAUAACGCCAUCUCUGCUGCUCCGGCAGCUUCCGGCGCGAACCUCGUCUGUCCCAUCUGUAAUGAGGAGAUGGUGACCUUGUUACAACUAAACAGACACCUCGACGAUGUGCAUCAGAACCUCGAGGAAGAUAGGCAGGAUGAGGUUAAGGAUUGGUUCAAGGUCCAGAUGGAGAAGGCCAAACGGUUUCAACCGCUGGCCGUUUUGAACCAGAAGCUGAAGGGGCUGGACGUCUUUGAGUCGAACGAGGAUUACCAUGCUUCGUUGGCCGCGCAGAGUAGGCCCCCUGCAAGCAGCGCGGGGCCCGUCGAACCGAUAAGGACGCUGGAUCCAGAUGAAGUUGUGACGAGAGAACAUUGGCAACCACGAACACUCAAUGAUUUCUGCUUGGAGCCUUCGUGCGGGAAGAGACUGAAUGCUAUCAACGGCUGUGUUAAUUGCAGGAAGUGCGGGAAACUGUUUUGUGAGGAGCAUACGAUGUACCAGAUGAAGCUGUCACGUUCAGCGCAACAUGAGCCCGUAAGAGGUCUCUGGUGCAGGGUCUGUGAGACUUGCUAUAAGUCGCGAGAAGGAUACAAUGACCAUAAUGGAUAUGUGAGGGAUCUCACGGGCAGCUUCAAUGCUAUAAGAAAACAGAAAGUGGAUAAGAAUUUCCUUGAAGUCUCACGUCUCGAGAAGAGAUUGACUCGUCUUACUCAACUUCUCGCGACACUACCGGCAGACCAAAUUCAGUCCGGAGCGAAUAGAAGGUGGUCGCUCGCAUGGAACGGCGAGCAACGAAAGGCGAUAGAGCAAUCGGUUGUCAGUUGGCAAGAUGAUGCGAGUGUCGCUAGAUGUCCUUUUUGUCAACAAGACUUUACGAGUUAUACAUUUCGAAGGCACCACUGCAGAACCUGCGGGCGGGUGGUAUGCGGUGAUCCGGAGACUGAAUGCUCAGUUGAGGUUGGGUUGAGCGUAGCCAGAACUGAUACUUCGACGGAGAAGUCUAAUAUCGGCAAAGUCAAUGUCGACGUCAGACUCUGCAAAGAGUGUAGGACGACUCUGUUCAAGAGACGUGACUUCGAUGCAGACGUCAUGCGAACUCCGCCCGACGUACGGGCGUAUAACAACUUGGUACAGUUUGAAAGGGGCAUACGACUCUUGCUGCCGAAAUUCCAGAGAUUGCUAGCAGCGUUGCAAGACCCUGACAGGCCCCCUUCAACCGCACAACUUACCGACGCUUCAAAAGUACGGCGACGACUUAUUGAUUCGUUUGCGCAGUACGACAUCGCUGCGAGACGGAUUCGAGAUAUGCCUACUGAGUCUCGCACCCAGCAAAGACUGCAGAAGGCCAUCUAUCAGCAAGCCAGCAACUUCCUCCACUUGCAUAUGCUCCCUCUCAAGACUCUUCCGAAAGUUCUUAAACACGCCACCCCUCAUGGUCGUCUAGCAAACGGCGUUUCUGAUGCUAGCAGCCGUGCAACGCCCGGCUUUGCGAAUGGCCGGCCUCAACCAUCGGCCCUCGCAUCGAUCAAAUAUGGCAGUAACGCCGCCGGCGGCAGCAAUGCCAGCGUUAUUAGUGAUAACAGCAGUGCUAUUUCAACCCUAGAAGCAGAGGAAAAGUCGCUUAGAGAGCGGCUGAUCGUUCUCGAGGAGCAGAAGUUCUUCGUGUCAGAAAUGAUAGCGGACGCUAAUCGGCGCCGUAAAUUCGACGAAGUCAGCAGUCUUGCCAUGAACGUGGAAGAUCUCAGUCGCGAGAUUGACCGGAUCAAUGGUAUGCUAGCUCAGUUGGACUUUGAAGGCGUAUAUACUGGCGCUCAAAGGGCACAAACCUAGAGCAGCUACCUAAUGGUGCAUGUAUCUUCCCAUAUGGCGGAACUCGAAAUUUGAGCGUUGAUCAACAAUGCAAUGCUCAGCCGUUGUCCAAGUGCAGGAUAGGCCUAACAACGUCGGAUCUGUCUUGCUGGAGUCUGGGACUACUUAAUCUGCUUUACCACAGCCGCUUUAUUUCAUGCAGCGAGUUGCCCUUUUUAAGCAUUCCCGAAUAGGUCCCUUUGGCUGGCGUUUCACAGGAAGUUUCAUACG
Molecule: messenger RNA, 2501 nt
Organism: Paecilomyces variotii
Lineage: Eukaryota; Fungi; Ascomycota; Eurotiomycetes; Eurotiales; Thermoascaceae
Product: putative vacuolar segregation protein
Exons: 6
Coding region: 234-2252 (672 amino acids)
Biological process (GO): DNA repair
Molecular function (GO): DNA binding; metal ion binding
Source: RefSeq, a predicted model, not a curated record